Messenger RNA from Drosophila santomea, 3161 nucleotides. RefSeq lists its product as uncharacterized. Bases 79 to 3006 code for a protein of 975 amino acids. Gene Ontology annotation, biological process: anatomical structure morphogenesis. Gene Ontology annotation, cellular component: cytosol. NCBI's taxonomy places the organism in Eukaryota, Metazoa, Arthropoda, Insecta, Diptera, Drosophilidae. The record is from RefSeq and is a predicted model, not a curated record. The transcript is spliced from 8 exons. Gene Ontology annotation, molecular function: protein binding.
CAUCAGCAUAAAGGUUUGAGACGCACUGUUGAAAUUGUUGAAUUGUUUCAUUUUGUAUAAAAAUUAAGAAAAUUGCCAAUGUUCUGGACACCAGAGCAAGUGGAGAGCAUGCUGGAAGUGCUAAAGACCUCCACGGAUCGAACAGUCAUUUACAAAUGCCUCGUGAAGCUGCGCACCGAUCUGGUGAAGGAUAAAAAUGGCAUUGUUUUAUUUCGCACUGCUGGGGGCGUUCACAUCAUGGUGCGCCUGAUCACCAAGCUGAAUGAAAAGAUAAUGGAGGUGGUAUUGAGCAUAUUGGGGAACUGCUGCACCGACGAACAGGCCUGCAUUGAGGCCGUUGAAUGCAAGGUGAUUCCUCCGCUGGUGACCAUUCUGAAGACCAUACCAAAUCCGCUGAUCCAAUGUCGCGCAUGCCGGAUGCUUGGAAACAUCGCCAAGAGCAAGAAGGCGUCCCAGUAUCUCAACGUGCACUAUGCGGCCAUUGCGCCGGCUAUCUGCCACAUCAUUGAGUCCACCAGUGCCGUGCAGACCCGCAUCAUGGCAUUCCGCGUUUGCCGCUUCCUGCUGGCCAGCAGCCAGUUUUUAAAGCACUUCCUCAUGGCCAAUGGGUUCCAGCAGCUGAUGCGCAUUUUUCUGGCCGUAAUGAAGAACGACGAGGCGCCCAAGGAGCCCGUUCCGGACAUCGAGAUGUCCACGCUGAUUGGCCUGAAGAGAAACCAGCACCGCGAGAAGUAUUUCGAGGAGGUGGCCCGGAAUUUGGAGGGUGUACGCAGUGACAUCUUCGACCACCAGAUGCUCAAGAACUCCACAAGGAACUGUGACUACGCGCUGCCCAAGGAAAAUGAGGCGGCCGUUGAGCUGGCCCUCGAGAUUUUGAAGUGUCUGGUCCUGAUCUCAGCUCAGCAGAUUGGACUGAAAGCUUGGGAGUCAAUUUCUUGGAAUACCUCGCUCGCCUCCAUUGUGUGCUUCGUGAAGGAGGAAAGCGACCAGCGGGCCUCUGCCUUGAAAAUUCUUUCGAACUUCUGCAAGGAUCCUUUCGCCUUCUACAUGCUGAGCACUGCGGAUGCCAUUGUUGCUGCCUGCGAGAUGCUCAUGGCCGUGAAUAUGGCAAAGCCACUUAGCGAAAGCGAGAGCAGGCACUGCAUCAAUAUCAUUUUGACCCUAUCCACCGAUGCCUGCAGCCGCUCGAAGAUCCGGAGAUGUGGAGCACUGCGUAAGCUGGUGGCCAUGAUUCGGGACUCCAACUCGCAAAGCGAGCGAUCUUCGCUAUUCCACAUUCUUUACAACUUUCAAUAUGAUAACUUGAGCAUGGAACUUAUGCUUUAUGAAGGACUAGUGCCCAUGUUGGUGAGGGAACUAAACGACUACCUGACCAGCGACGAUGAGCAUCACAAACGUCGGCGAGACGAGAGACUACAAGGUGGCAAAAAAAGAAAAAUGACGGAUCCCACAACGCCAGAGACCCUGAGCAAGUUCUCAAAAACCCACGAGACCUUAGGUUCGGACUUUGAAUCGCCGAGCAGUUCACCCAGAUCUUAUCGCACAACCAGUCCCUGCAGUUCGCGCAGCAUGUCUCCGGUGUGCAAAGAUCUGCUGACGAAUGAUGACGACGACAACUAUUCACCGGCAUGCAGUGAUGAUGACGAAGAUGAGGAUGAUAGCACAAAUAAUAGCAAUGGAGACACACGAGAGCGUCGCAUUGCCGCCAAUCGUCCCCAGCCGUCCAAUGUUUUGGAUAUACUGAAACUAAUCGAGGAGGGCAGCGAACCCAUUGACGAUCCGCUGUCCGACAAAGAGGAUCUCGAGGAACUGAGCUCGGAUGUGCCACCGAAACUAGCCCAGUUCCGCAAUCACGCAUGCAACACCAUCGACAUAAUUGAAAACCUUAUCUAUCGCAUUACGCUGAUGGUGAACAAGCGGGUGGAGCUGGGAAAGCCGGAGACACUGGAUACUCUGAUAAGAGCAAUCAAAUUGUUUGGGGCUAACAAUAAUUUCUCAAACGCCCUGACAAAUAUUCUACUGGAGAGCCAGUUCUUUGCCCACAUAAUAAAACAUGGCGUGGUCCAUCAACUGUACCAGUUUACCAAGAUGAAGGAGAUUCGCAAAGACGGCUUCGCCUUCCUGGAGACGUUAACCAAUGUGGGAGAAUCAAAUUAUGGCAAGGAGGAGCUAGUGCGUCUCCUGCGCUGCGACGAUGUGAUAUCCCAACAGAGAGCCGCCAUUUCGGUGGCCUACAUCGUGAAAAGCCAUCGCUUGCUCUACCAGUUCCUCUACGACGGCAAUGCGCUGAAUUUGCUAUUCGACAUGAUGCUGCGCAAAAAGACCGAUGAUCACUACGCAGAUGAGGCGGCGGAUGCAGUGACAUCGAUGGCGCGGUAUACCCUGGGCAUCGUUCUCCCAGAAGCCAAACCAGCGGAAAGCACAGCUGGAAUUUGCAACCAACGGGCCAGUGAAUCCGCUCCUCUGCACGCCAACUGCGACAUGCGAUUCCUUGUUGGUCAUGGAGCGGAUGCCACCACCAUUGGGUUCAACAAGCAGCUGCUCUGCGAGACUAGCGAAGUGUUUAACAAGAUGCUCAACAGUGAUUUCCGCGAGGGUCACGCCGGCGAGAUUCAGCUGCAGGAUUACACGGCCAGUGGACUGCGCUACUUUCUGCAUUUAAUCGUGUGCCAGGAGCGGCACCUGACCGAGCCGGAUUACCCAGCCCUGCUGCAGGCCUACGAGAUGGCCCGCGUGUACAUCAUGCCCGAUAUGGAGGUGGUACUGCAGCAAAGACUCAUCCAGUUCCUGGACUCACACAACUGCCUGCGCCUGCUCGAGUGGGCGCUGAAGAACUACCAUGCCGACCUGACGGAGACUGCCAUCAGCUAUUAUCUCUGCUCCUCGCUGCCGACGCAAGAAAAGCUACAGCUGUUCCGGGCGGCGGAGGACUCCACCUAUGCCAGCGAGUGGUUCCAGCUGAUCAACGAUUCGGUGUUCGAGCGCUGCCGCGGCUAUGUCUACUAGAAACCACCACCACCAGUUGCUUACUGUGAUCACAUGUUGGCGUUUUCCAUGGAUUCCCUGGAUUCAGCUCGAUUUAUUUGCCACAGCCCUUAGCCAAGUAUUCCAAAUGUGCUACAAUGUAUAUGUAAAAUGUAUAGACUACGGAUUAAUCUAAA